Molecule: messenger RNA, 1734 nt
Organism: Malus domestica (apple)
Lineage: Eukaryota; Viridiplantae; Streptophyta; Magnoliopsida; Rosales; Rosaceae
Product: high mobility group B protein 6-like
Molecular function (GO): DNA binding
Source: RefSeq, a predicted model, not a curated record
UCCCUCCCCCCAAACAACCACUCAAUUUCAAAUUCAAAAUCCUCCGACCUCCUCUCUCUCUCUCUCUGCCAUGGCUGACACUGCAAUCGCCGAAAUGCCCAACAGGAAGCCAAGGGCCAGCCGAAGGGCACUCAAGGACAAAAACCCAUCUGGAAAUUCAGCCAAUAUCCUCGCAGGAAAGGUCUCGGACGCCACUCCGAGCCCAAUCCAAACACCAUCGGACUCCAACCCAGCGAAGGAGAACCACGAGAGUCUCUCUCAGACUCGCACCUCCCCCAAGAAGUCGGCCAAAGCUGCGGCUUCUAAGAAACAGGCCAAGCAGAAGAAGACCCAACCGUCGUCAUUCGAGAAAGAACUCGAAGAAAUGCAAGAGAAGCUGCAAGCGAUGAAGCUUGAGAAGGAGAAAACCGAGGAGCUCCUGAAGGAGAAGGAUGAGAUCUUGAAGACCAAGGAGGAAGAUCUCGCAAUGAAGGGCCGAGAGCAAGACAAGCUUCAGAUGGAGUUAAAGAAGCUGCAGAAGAUCAAGGAGUUCAAACCCACCAUGGCAUUCCCAAUUGCUCAACCAGUGCAAGACAAGAAAAAGAAGGGUUGCCCUGAGAAGAAAAGGCCAGCUCCUGCUUACAUCUUAUGGUGCAAAGAUCAAUGGGCUGAGAUCAAGAAGGAGAACCCUGAAGCAGAUUUUAAGGAAGUCUCAAACAUUUUGGGGGCCAAGUGGAAGAACGUCAGUGCUGAAGAGAAGAAGCCUUACGAAGAGAGGUACCAGGCCGAGAAGGAAGCUUACCUGAAAGUGACUACAAAAGAGAAGCGCGAGGUGGAAGCAAUGCAUCUCUUGGAGGAGGAGAACAAGCAGAAGACAGCUAUGGAGUUGCUUGAACAAUACCUACAGUUCAAGCAAGAAGCCGAAAUGGAGAACAAGAAAACCAAGAAGGAAAAGGAUCCAUUGAAACCCAAGCAUCCAAUGUCGGCAUUUUUUCUGUUCACAAACGACAGGCGACCAGCUCUGGCUGCAGAGAACAAAACUGUCACUGAGGUUGCAAAGAUCACGGGUGAAGAAUGGAAAAACAUGACGGAGGUGCAAAAAUUGCCGUAUGAGGAGAUGGCUAGGAAGAACAAGGAGAAGUAUAUGCAAGAGAUGGAGGUUUACAAGCAGAAUAAGGAAGAGGAAGCUUCCAAUCUCAAAAAGGAAGAGGAAGAGCUGAUGAAACUGCAAAAGCAUGAAGCCUUGCAGCUUCUCAAGAAGAAGGAGAAGACUGAAAACAUAAUCAAGAAAACGAAGGAGGAGCAGAAGAAAAAGAAGAAGGAAGACAUGAAGAAUGUUGACCCCAACAAGCCCAAGAAGCCUGCAUCCUCUUACCUCUUGUUCAGCAAGGAAGCAAGAAAGGCUCUGUUGGAGGAGAGACCAGGGACUAACAGCACCACCAUUACUGCAAUGAUUUCACUGAAAUGGAGGGAAAUGAAGGAAGAAGAGAAAAAGGGUUGGAAUGAGAAGGCAGCUGAAGCAAUGCAAGCAUACAAGAAGGAGGUAGAGGAAUAUAACAAAAGUGCUGCUGCUGCAUCUACCUCUGUUAAUUGAUGAUCAGACGGUGUUCAAAUGUUGGUGAAACAUUUGUAGGAGUUUCAUGCCCAUCACUUUGAUGGCUAAUUUGACUUUCUUCUUUCUUUAGUGUCAACUUUGAUGUCAACCUUAGCAUUUGCUAACUAUGAAUGAAAGAUUUGAAUGAUUCAAAUUCAAGA